AUGGAGUCGUACAUGAAGGAGCACUGCCGCCCCGCGUGCGGGCUCUGCAGCGCCAAAUUCAAAUACGUGACGAUUGCAGAGCGCGAAAAGAAGGCCGCCGAGGCGGCGGGCGGGGGCGCGGGCGGCGGGCAGGCGCAGCCCGCCAAGGCCCCGGCGCCGUCGGCCAAGGCGGCGCCCGGGGGGCAGGGGACCGGGGAGGGCGGCGGCAAGGCGGAGGCGGGCGCGGGGGAGGCGGCGUCGAAGGGCGCGGACGGGGAGGGUGCUGCGGCGGCAGGGAAGGAGGCAGGCGCAGCGGCCGCCAAAGACGGCAAGCAGCAGCAGCAGCAGCAGCAGCAGCAGGCGGACGUGGUGGGCGAGGAGGACGCAAACCCGCAGCAGCAGCCGACGCCGAAGCCGCACGAAGGGCAGCAGGCGGCCGCGAAGGGCGCGGCGGCGGGCGGCCCCGGCAAGGGGCCGCCGGCGUCGAAGGCCGCCGCGGCGACCAAUGCUGAGCUGGCGGCCCGCCACCCAAAAAGCAGCAAGCGCUACUCCGAGCUCGUCGCGCGCUGCAAGCUGCUGCGGGACGCGUCGCGGCUGUCCGACUGCGUGCGCGCGGCCGGGCUCGGGCUGCAGUUCGACGCACCCCUCAAACACUCCGCCGGCGGCGCUGGCGGCGGCGGCGCGGGGGCCGGCAAGACGGCGGUCGUCAUGCUGGCGGGUGACGGGCGGCAGCAGCAGCGACAGACGCACGGCAAGGGCGACGCGGGGGACGCUCUUGAGGACCAGGAGAAGUUGGCAGAGGUGCACGCGGCCUUCCAUUCGCGGCCCGGGGGCGGCUUUGAGAACAUAUUGAUGGCGGGCGCCCGCGACCCGGUGGUUCGCGCCGAGGUGCUGCUCGUGGUUGGCGCGGCGGCGGCGGCGGCGGCCGUGUACGCGUACCGCAAGGGGUGGCUGCGGGCCGGGGUGGCGAGCUUGUUGGGGCGGCACGCAAAGGAGGCGCGCCUGAACGAGUAG
Molecule: messenger RNA, 993 nt
Organism: Monoraphidium neglectum
Lineage: Eukaryota; Viridiplantae; Chlorophyta; Chlorophyceae; Sphaeropleales; Selenastraceae
Exons: 1
Coding region: 1-993 (330 amino acids)
Source: RefSeq, a predicted model, not a curated record